AUGUCAUCUAAAAAUACGGCUGGACGAUUACCAAAAGAGGUGUGGAAAUAUAUCCAAAAAGGAAAUCUCAAAGUUCGUGGACAUUAUAGUCAAUUUGAUUGUAUAGCAGCCGGUAGUGAUGUUGAACAAAAAUUUCUUAGAAUUGUAUCUGCAAGAAAUCAUCCAAGAGAAAAUGAAACUGAAUCAGAUUUUCUAGUAUUUAAAAAGGUUCACACAAAUGAACCUCAAGAAUCAUAUUAUCAAUCUGAAAUUUUUUCAUCUUGA
Molecule: messenger RNA, 264 nt
Organism: Cetraspora pellucida
Lineage: Eukaryota; Fungi; Glomeromycota; Glomeromycetes; Diversisporales; Gigasporaceae
Source: the annotation of a GenBank genome assembly